CUACCAAAAGGCAUCAGUUGUCGAAAUAAAUUUAGUCUCGCUCAAAGCUUAAAGUAAGCAAGUUUAACUUGAAAUACAAUUUAAUUGUGCCCAGAUUUUUUAGUGCAGAUAUAAACUGAAAUGAAAUUCUUCGCUGUAAUUUUGACAAUUUUCGCGUUGAUCGUCUCUACACAGGCGCUCAAGGAUGCUAUUUGUGGUCAACCACCCGAAGCUGAUGGCAAUGGCAUAAUCAAGUGUGCUGCCUUUGUGCCCUCAUGGACCUACGAUGCCAAGGCUAAUAAUUGUUAUAGUUUCGUUUAUGGCGGCUGUGGUGGCAAUGAAAAUCGUUUCGGUACAAAGGAAGCGUGUGAACAAAAAUGCAAGGAAUAGAGGAGUACACUGUAUUGUAUGUUUCUAAGUUUGAAUAAAUAACUCUCUCUGAGUGGAUGGUGUUGAGAGGUUUUAUUCAAUUAUGUGUGUAUAUGUGGCAGUCUGUGAUUUCGAAAUAAAUGCCUUUUUUUUUCCUAAACCCCGUGGGAUGCGAAUAAGUGAUGCAAUACUUAA
Molecule: messenger RNA, 543 nt
Organism: Rhagoletis pomonella (apple maggot)
Lineage: Eukaryota; Metazoa; Arthropoda; Insecta; Diptera; Tephritidae
Product: male accessory gland serine protease inhibitor-like
Exons: 2
Coding region: 121-369 (82 amino acids)
Molecular function (GO): serine-type endopeptidase inhibitor activity
Source: RefSeq, a predicted model, not a curated record